This is a messenger RNA of Lethenteron reissneri (Far Eastern brook lamprey), 2002 nucleotides long. It is a transcript of the gene MICOS13, whose product is annotated as mitochondrial contact site and cristae organizing system subunit 13. The record is from RefSeq and is a predicted model, not a curated record. Gene Ontology annotation, biological process: cristae formation. Lineage: Eukaryota; Metazoa; Chordata; Hyperoartia; Petromyzontiformes; Petromyzontidae. Gene Ontology annotation, cellular component: mitochondrial crista junction; MICOS complex.
UUCCCUCGGUGACCGCGGAUUUCACCUCGGGGUGUUGAAACCCAAGAACCGCGCCGGGCGCUGUUGGUCUCCAGCCGCAAUCCCAUCGUCCAAGAGGCUCCGAAUCGCGGCCCGGAUGGCUCUCUUUAAAGCGGCGAAGCUGAGCGUCAAGCUGGGGUUGGCUGGAGGCGCCGUGUACGUUGCGAGCUCGCAAGGCGUGUUUCGUGAUGGCGAGGAUGGGGAGGGAGCCCUCUCCCGCCUCGGGGACACAGUCAGCCCCGUGCUGAAUAAAUACUUGGGACCGUACGUUGGCCCAUACCUGCCAAAGGUUCCCAGUGGUGUGGGCGUCUGCGAAACAGUGAAAUCUGCCUGGAACUCAGGCGUUCACACCUCCAUAUUGGCGCUGUCGAAUCUGCCCCAGCGAUCGGGAGAGUGGGCGGGCCAGGGCUGGACCUACGUGCGGGACCUCGUCAAGUGACCGCCAGAGUCCGACCCACCUCAUCGCACCUCUCUCUCACAGUCGACUAAGUUGUUCUUUUUUUUGUUAUUAUCAGGCAAAGCUUUUUUUGGUUUUUGCACGACCUAUGGUGAAACAUCAACUGACAUGCGACGGUGCCAAGACUGCGGCGCGUGCCUGGGUGACCGGUUAGAUUUAAAUUACGUGCGAGAGGUGCUUUGUUUCUGAAUGUUGGUGGAUGUUAUAACUGGGCCACUGCUUGGCGGUGGUCAUCACUAUGUAGGUUUCACUUAACUACACAUAUACACAUUCGAAAGACCUUAAUAACAUAUCAGGAGACAUAGUGUGUCAUCAGUGGCGUGCCGUGGCGUGGUUGGCAUGAGCUCUGGUGCAGGGAAUGAAAUUGGAAUCCCCUCCCCGCUGCCAUUGUUGCACUUUUCCCUCCAACUCCCAUUGUAGCCCCGUGCCUGGGCAAGUCUGGCUAAGUUUGCUCUAACACAAUUGCCCCGCCUACACACCCGAUAUCUACGCCCAUGUGCAUGACAUUAAUCACCACAUUUUUAUCCAUUCUUAGUGUUAAUUGAUGAAGCUCGGGUAUCCGUACACACACACACGUGGGUGCUGCGCAGGUUGCGUUCGUUUUCCCAAAUGAAAAGUAAUGAAAUCGAGGCUGAUACGAGUUGGCAACUUUCCCGCAAGAGGUGCAAUCGGCAGGUGUAAUUGAAGAGGGCACAAUUUCUACGUCGUUACAUAAGUCUGCGCCAUCUUCGGUUGCCUGCUGUGGCCACACCUGCUAAGUGGGAACAAUUCUGAUCCAACGUGAGAUAUUUUUCGAAGCACCACCCAUCCCCUACCAACCUUGCUCUCCUCCACGCACGCCACACAGCAACCGUUGCCGUCCACGUUUGCGUCUGGAGAGACGAAGCCUACGCUAUUUAUAAUGAUAAUAGAUUUUUAUUUUUAGAAGCUCAGGGCGCAAAACUAUCAGGCUCGUGUGACGGGUUCCCGUUUUUGCGUUGAGCACGUGGGAGUGUGCAAAACGCGACUUGCACUGCAAUCCGAGUGGGGAGCACUCGCGAUUCCAGAGAUGUGACUGCGCAGUUGGUCAUGGCGUAUCGACGCUACCUGUUGGCAAACCAAUUCCAACACUUCCCCGUUUAAUCUUUAACAGAUGCUCUUCAUUGAACGCCUACUGUAAAUGAUGAGAAGAUCAUCCAGCAGAAAAGUGUGUGCAGGCUGAAUACGAUGAGCAAUAUUACAUGCAUACGGUGAUUGUUAUCGUAGGCCAAGUUUUUCCAUCUUGCCUUGUAUGAGACAUGGCAUGACCACACUGCACGUAUAACGCACACGGCCUUAUUUAAAACCACCGAGUUACAUUACUUUGGGCCACAGUAGGACAAUUAGACAGCUCUAAUACCGGUUUCAUCAAUGUUAGGAUUAAUCACGACAGUAUAGCCAUGGUUGUCCUCGGUGUUUUAUUUUUUGGAUUGGUGGCAUUGUUGAAAAUCGCAUUUUGGACGUUGCAUACGGCCUCUGAAUAAACUCUUAAGAUGCAAGGUACAAUGA